CUGUGACGACGAGGAGUCCAGAUUUGCCAGAAAGCCCAGGACUAGAAGAUGAGAGGGGACAUGGCUGUAGAUAGGAGUUUAUGCCGGAAGACUCACCUACUGGGUGCAGAGGAGCAGGAGGGGUCAUAUGAGAAAUUGGUAUCGUUUGAGGAUGUGACUGUGGCGUUCACCCAGGAGGAGUGGCAGCACCUGGACCCCGCCCAGAGAUGCCUGUACCAGGACGUGAUGCUGGAGAUCUACAGCCACCUCGUGUCAGUGGGGUAUCCCAUUCCCAGCCCGGAGGUCAUCUUUAGGAUGGAGGAAGGAAAGGAGGCACGGACAGAGGAGGCUGAAUUCUCAGGCCAGAGGUGGUGUCAAGAAACAUGUGGGCUUGACUCCCCAUCACAGAAACUUUCUGAGAAAGCUUUGGUUCAAAGUGAUUAUUCAGCAAGUGAAGUCACCAGAGAUGGUUCAUGGUGUUCCCUUCUGCAAGAACUGUGGAAGAAUACUGACCCUACAAAGAGAGAUCAGCCAAACCGGACCCCACCCUCGAGUCCAGGUGCUGUCCUCGACAAGAAAACACUGUGCACAGACAGUGGCCGUGCAUGUCAGAAGCCUGGGGAAACCAUUGUUUUGGCACCCCACCUCAUCUCCACACAAGGGGGACUUCUAAGAUGUUACUCGCUUCCAACAAGUUUGAAUCUGAACCUAGAAGCAAAUGCUCAGAAGGAAAGCAGUGUCACAAAGCAGCUUCUUUACAUUGUGGUGUCUGGUCAGCUCGUCACACAGGGUUCUUGUAAGGCCAACUUUAUGAUUACUCAUGGAGGAGAGGAAGCCUGCACAAGGCCUGGGCGUGGAGACGGUCUCAGCCAUAAGUACCCACUGACACAGCACGACGGUUAUUCUCAGGAGAAAGCAGAUCAGGGUACUAAGUGUGGGAAGGUACUCUAUGCCGUGUCCUCUUCGCACAAACCCAGGAUCACUCCAACUGCGGAGAGCCCGUUUGUCUCAUACAAGGAUGGGAAGGCCUUCCUCCACAUGUCGGAGUCACUGCGUUACCCAUUUCCCCUGAAGGAGGGAGAGCUAAUUCAGGCUGGGGAGAACCCUUACAAAUGCAGCGGCUGUGGGAAAAUCUUUCGUACUGAGGCCGCGCUCCAAGAGCAUGAGCAAAUUCACACAGAAGAGAAGCCCUAUGUGUGCAGUCAGUGUGGGAAAGCUUUCGGCAGCAGGUCAGUUUUCUGUGAACAUGAGCUGCUUCACAGGAAGGAGAUGCCUUUUGUCUGUGAUAAAUGUGGGAAGGCCUUCUUGGAGAAGUCAGAGUUGACAUCCCAUCAACAAAGCCACACUGGAGAAAAGCCUUACAAAUGUUGUGAGUGUGAAAAGUCUUUCAAGUUUCCAUCCCAACUGAAGGUGCACUGUCAAAUCCACACAGGCGAGAAGCCUUAUGAAUGCCAGGAGUGUGGGAAAUCAUUCAGUAAAACAGCCAAACUCAAGGUGCACCAUCGAAUUCACACAGGAGAGAAACCUUACGUGUGCUCUGAGUGCGGGAAGGCCUUCAAUCAGAAAUCAAUACUGGACAGGCAUGGGAAACUUCAUCCUGGGGAGAAGCCUCACAGAUGCAGUGACUGUGGGAAGUCAUUUAAUUACCCGUCCCAGCUGAAGGUGCAUUACCACAGCCACACCGGGGAGAAGCCUUACAAAUGCCGAGAGUGUGGAAAGUCGUUUAAUUUUCCAUGUGAACUGAAGGUGCAUUAUCUAAAUCACACGGGGGAGAAGCCUUACAAAUGCCGAGAGUGUGGAAAGUCGUUUAAUUUUCCAUGUGAACUGAAGGUGCAUUAUCUAAAUCACACGGGGGAGAAGCCUUACAAAUGCCGAGAGUGUGGAAAGUCGUUUAAUUUUCCAUGUGAACUGAAGGUGCAUUAUCUAAAUCACACGGGGGAGAAGCCUUACAAAUGCCGAGACUGUUGGAAAUUGUUCAGUAAAAUGUCCCAACUGAAGGCACAUUAUCGAGUUCACACUGGGGAGAGGCCUUUCAAAUGUAGCCACUGUGGAAAAGCCUUUUCUACUAAGGAGCAAGUCCAGGAGCAUGAGCGCAUUCACACGGGCGAGAAACCCUUUGUGUGCACUGAAUGUGGGAAGGCCUUCAGUAGCAGGUCAUCUUUUCGCAAACAUCAGCUAAUUCAUACUAAAGAGAGACCUUUCGUCUCUCAGAAAUGUGGCUCGCAAGAGUCAGCAUUGACACCCCGUCUGCAGCCCCACAUUGGUGACAAGCCUCCUUACAAAUGCCCUGACUGUGGCAAGUUGUUUAAUUACCCGUCCCAACUGAAGUCACAUUAUCAAACCCACACGGGAGAGAAGCCUUGCAAAUGCCCUGACUGUGGGAAAUCAUUUAGUAAAUCAUCUCAGCUGAAGACACAUUCUCGAAUUCACACAGGGGAGAGGCCUUAUGUGUGUUCGGUGUGCAGGAAGGCCUUCAAACAGUUGUCAACACUGAGCAGGCAUGAAAAAAUCCACAUGGCGGAGAAGCCUUACAAAUGCAGUUUCUGUGGGAAAUCAUUUUGCUCACCGCCUGAACUGAAGGUGCAUCUUCUGAUUCACACAGGGGAGAGACCUUACAAAUGCAGCUACUGUUGGAAAGCCUUUUGUACUAAGGUCCAACUCCAAGAGCAUGAACGAAUUCACACAGGAGAGAGGCCCUAUGUGUGCACUCACUGUGGGAAAGCCUUCAGAAGCAGGUCAGUUUUCUCUAAACAUAAGUUGAUUCACAAGAAAGAGACACCUUUUGUCUGUGACAAGUGUGGGAAGGCCUUCUCACAGAAAUCAGAGUUGACAUCUCAUGAACAGACUCACAUUGAGGAGAAACCUUACGAAUGUCAAGACCCAAAAAUUGUUUCGUGAAAUGUGCCACUUUUGUGGACGUCACAUAGUGAGGAACCCUUUCAGAUGCAGCAGCUGUGGAAAGUCUUGGCUCUACAUUCAACUUCAAGAUUAUAAACAAAGUUACUUGAGAGAAACCCUAUGUGUGUACUGAAUGUGAGAAAAUCUUCAGGGACAGGUUAACUUUUCAUAAGACACCAGAUGACUCAGAGUGAAACCAUUUUCUGUUACAAAUAUGGAUUAGAGAUGACAUUAUGUCAACUCACAUUAGUGAGAAAACGUUGGAGUGCCAUGUUUGAGAAAUCACUCUAACCUAGAUCUUACCUAGCUGAAGUCGCAUCAGCGGCUCACCGAUGGAGAGCUGUAUGUGUGUUAUGAAUAACUGCAGGUGUUCAAGAACAGCUCAGAAUUCAACUGAUACUACACAAUUCAUUCAAGAGACAGUUUUUUUUUUGUUUGUUUGUUUGUUUUUGUCUUUUUGAAACUGAGUCUCCCAGUAGCCCUAGCUGGCCUGGAACCCACUAUGUAGACCAGGCUGGCCUCGAACUCACAGAGAUCUGCCUGCCUCUGCCUCCCGAGUGCUGGGACUAAAAGGUGUGUGCCACCACGCCCGGCUCAAGAGACGGUUUUAAUAGUUGCAGUUGUUAUGUAACAGAUUUUAUUGAGAAAUGAGUUCCUCAGUUACCCGUGUAUUCAUAGAUGAGUUGUAUACCUUUAUUUACUUGGAAAUCAUUUUAUAAGAGAUUAAAUUGUACAUCUCCUAUUCUUUGAACAGAAAAAAAAAUCUAGCUUUACAUUGCUUGUUUAGACACAGCAAACAUAACACACGAGGAAAAUUACUCACAAAAUAACCUACGAUAGGCACAUGUAUUCAUAUUUAUGUUUAUUAAAAUGUAUGGAUUUUAUUUCAGAUUAUCGCUGACUGAAUCAGAAAAAUGUUUCUGUAGAUAGUGAUUUAAUUUUUUUUUUCUUUUAGACAGGAUCUCCCUGUAGCCCCAUCUGGCCUGGAAAUCACUAGUAGACCAGAGUGGCCUUGAUCUCACAAAGACCCACCUGUCUCUGCCUCCCAAGUGCUGGGGUUAAAGGUAUGCGCCACCACACCUGGCAUAAGACAAAGUUUUAGCAGACUACAGGGAAUUUUAUGGGAAAUUAUGUCAGUGAUAACUGUUUAUUGUGGGAAGCCAAUAGGCCUAAGUGCCAGGCAUGUGAAGAGUACAAUGUUAUGAAUGUACUUGUGUGUAUGAUAUGUGUGCAUCGUAAAUGAAUUUAUAUUUCUGUGUACAUAGACACAACUGCAUGUAUUUGAUCAGCAUAUAUAUUUAUAUGUGUAUAUAUAUGUCAGUGCAUGUAUGGAUGGAUACAUAUGUGUAUUCCCUCCGUUUAGUAGGGUUUCCUAUAGAAUUCACUGCAUAAUAGGAACAGGUAGUUUAUGGUUAUUUUUAAAUGACAUUUAUUUAUUUGUGUGUAUGUAUGUGGUAUGCAUGUGCUACAGGUCCAUGGGAGGACCAGAGGACAUCUCGUGAGAGUCUAUUUUCUUCUUACACCAGGUGGGUUCUGGGAAUUGAAUUCUGGUCAUCUUGCUUGGCAGCAAUCACCUUUACCUGCUGAGCUCUCUCACUGGCCUUGUAGUUAUUUUUAUUAAAGAAGGUAAUUUAUAUUUUAUGUUUGUCAAGUUUAUUCUCUCAGGGUGUGAUUGCGUACAUCUCUAAUUCCAGCACUUGGGAGGCAGACACAGGUAGAUUUCUGAGGGUUUCAGCCAGCCUGGUCCACACAGCAAGUUCCAGGCCA
This is a messenger RNA of Nannospalax galili (Upper Galilee mountains blind mole rat), 4644 nucleotides long. Its product is annotated as zinc finger protein 665. The coding region runs from base 49 to 2877 and encodes 942 amino acids. The record is from RefSeq and is a predicted model, not a curated record. NCBI's taxonomy places the organism in Eukaryota, Metazoa, Chordata, Mammalia, Rodentia, Spalacidae. The transcript is spliced from 4 exons. Gene Ontology annotation, biological process: negative regulation of transcription by RNA polymerase II. Gene Ontology annotation, molecular function: DNA-binding transcription repressor activity, RNA polymerase II-specific.